AUGGUGCCAACUGCCACCACCCAAGGUGGCAAAGUACUGGUGCCCCUGUGGUACACGCAGAUAGCUGCGGCCACCUUUGUGUCGCUGAAGAGAGUGGUAGGGUGCAUCCAGGACACCAUGUCCCUCUUCUCCCACUGCAUCGGCAAGGGAAAGACCAGUGUGCUCAUCCUGAGGGAUGCAGGCAUGCUCCUCAUUGAACACACAAGAGUGCAAAUUAAAUACUACCAUGACUUUCUGAACAUGAUGACUGGGAAGGACAUCCUGGAAGAAGCUCUGCUGAGGGUCCCAGGGGUGCUGGACUUGGUGAUACCUCGCACAGCAACCACAGCUUCCCUGAGCCACUCUGGCUGCAUCGUCGUCUUUCCAGAGUUUGAACUGGAGCAUGUCCAUAAACCACUGCCCAGGGACGCCCGCAAGGGCCCAAGGAAGCCCAGUGAUGAAGGCAGGCAAAAGAAAGAAGAGCCUCUGCCACCCCCCAGGCGGGAGGAGGAAGGGAGCCGUCUCCCUUGGCCCCAGAGCCAGCAUCCCUCUGGCAAGCUGUUACUGACACAAGUGAUGGCAGGUGUGCCGCAGGUUGGCUUCCCCUCCCUCCGUGAUGGAAUGCCGCAGGCUUUGCUGGGGGACGCCACCCGCACCCCGAUCGCCGGCGCCCCUGCGUGCCGUGCGGAGGAGCCGAUCUGGGAGCUCCGUGGCAGGGCGGUGGUGCCGGUGACGCUGGGGCCUUGGCUGCGGAUGCUUCAGCUCUGCAAGGUCACGGCCUCGCUGCUCAUCAGCAACGCCCGGGCAGCCUGCAAUGAGGACCUGCUCACGCGAGAGGGGGUCACCUUCUGCGUUAACGUCACCAGGCAGCAGCCCUUCCCUGGCCUCCAGCAGGUCCGGGGCAUACGCGUGCCCGUGUUCGAUGAUCCGGCCGAAGACCUGUAUCGGUAUUUCGAGCAGUGCAGUGAUGCUAUAGAAGAGGCUGUGAAGAGCNGUGGGAAGUGCUUAGUUUACUGUAAAAACGGCCGCAGCCGAUCAGCUGCCAUUUGCACUGCUUAUUUGAUGAGACACCGAAAGCUCCCGCUCAAGGAUGCCUUUGAGACUGUGAAGACUGCCAGACCAGUAGCAGAACCCAAUGCAGGAUUUUGGUCUCAGCUGCAGAGAUACGAACAAGAUUUGCAGAUGCCAAAGCAGUCUGAUCUGCUGAGCAAAGGACUUAAAAAUAGCAAUGUGUGA
Nipponia nippon (crested ibis) is the source of this 1215-nucleotide messenger RNA. NCBI's taxonomy places the organism in Eukaryota, Metazoa, Chordata, Aves, Pelecaniformes, Threskiornithidae. The record is from RefSeq and is a predicted model, not a curated record.